This is a messenger RNA of Haliotis rufescens (red abalone), 1464 nucleotides long. Its product is annotated as class E basic helix-loop-helix protein 23-like. Lineage: Eukaryota; Metazoa; Mollusca; Gastropoda; Lepetellida; Haliotidae. The coding region runs from base 281 to 1012 and encodes 243 amino acids. The record is from RefSeq and is a predicted model, not a curated record. Gene Ontology annotation, molecular function: protein dimerization activity. The transcript has a single exon.
UCGCUUACCGCACAGCCUCAAACACUUCAAUUAAUUUGUUAAUACGAUUCCUUUUUGCUGCCAUGUUAAGCGAUUGCCUGCGUGUCGGACGGAUUACAUUGUGAGAGCGUCUCAGACACCACCCGCCUACCCAGCCCGGCACCCGAAAACUGCCGGUAAUUUGUGUAGAAACUUUGCUCAUCUUUGUCGACCAUCUCCUGUUCGGAUAGUCCUCCCACGGGCGCUGGCUCGAAACGGGAGCGGGGAUUUUACAGGGACUUCGUAGAACUUUACACGUGUGAUGGAGUUUCCGUGUUUUAGCGAAUCUGUGAAGUCGGACUUUGAAUCUCGGUGUGGUCAAGGCAUGCCGGGCAGUGGCUAUUUAGCUUCUCUCACACAGGCCACGAAACAGAUCGGGGGCGCCGGUGGACAGUACAGCGACAACGACAGCGGCGACGACGACUAUGUCAGCGUCGGCCACCCUGCUUCCAGGGAUCGGGUCAAGGAACAGGACUUAGACGGAGAAUACGAAGAUAAACAUGACGAUGAUGAAGGUGGUGCGUGGAGCGAUGACAGUACCUUGUCCAAGCGCGGGGAGGAUGGAGAGUUGCCAGAGGGCUAUUCGGAACGGGACCUUCUAGGGAAAGUACGGACCAGGAAGUCGAAGUCUGGGGAGACAAAGGUCGUCCGUCUCAACAUCAACGCCAGAGAGAGACGUCGCAUGCACGACCUUAACGACGCGCUUGACGAACUGCGUUCAGUUAUACCCUACGCUCACAGUCCGUCCGUGAGAAAACUUUCCAAAAUUGCAACCUUGUUGCUGGCCAAGAACUAUAUACUGAUGCAAGCUAACGCCCUUGAAGAGAUGAGAAGGAUGAUAUCAUGCAUGAACCAGAGUCCCCCCUGUUUCGAUGCCUACUCUGCCUUCCCGAGACUACCAACCACAGCUGUAGGCAUGGAUAAGUGUGCUCCCGUGUACCCCCCACCCCCGGGCUCCCCACCCUGCAAACACUGCACCAAUGACAAGGUGUGACCACACAGGUGCGGGUAGACAGAUAUGCAGUGCGAGCUGCCGGGACCCGGGAUCUGUUGAGGGCGAACAUGCGGUCUCCCACCCCAUCUGAACAAACUGUGGGGUACGUGUUCAAGGUACAUUUGUGUCGGUCAAGGUUCUUUGGCGAUAAGGUCAACAGUAUGAGGAUGGCACCCGGAUGUAGGUAGAGAUAGAGUCGGGUAGAACUAUAGAAGACCAGGGCCACCACACCCAAAACUAACACUGCCCCAUGGUCAGUGUCGCCAUGGAAACUAUAUAUUGCUCAGUGCAACGUGCUACCCUCAGUGACAAUGUGACAAUGAGGUACAAACUAAAGUGUGACGCAGACAUUUGCACGGGACAUGUCCAUGGAUAUAAACAUGCUCAGUAGAUGCCGUCUGUGAGAGAUUGUGUUUUGUGUAAGUAAAAUAAAUGGAAAAUACGAUACUCAU